Phacochoerus africanus (Common warthog) is the source of this 3010-nucleotide messenger RNA. It is a transcript of the gene SLC17A8, whose product is annotated as solute carrier family 17 member 8. The record is from RefSeq and is a predicted model, not a curated record. Gene Ontology annotation, cellular component: synaptic vesicle membrane; excitatory synapse. Gene Ontology annotation, molecular function: L-glutamate transmembrane transporter activity; neurotransmitter transmembrane transporter activity. Gene Ontology annotation, biological process: regulation of synapse structure or activity; transmembrane transport; synaptic transmission, glutamatergic. NCBI's taxonomy places the organism in Eukaryota, Metazoa, Chordata, Mammalia, Artiodactyla, Suidae. Bases 173 to 1942 code for a protein of 589 amino acids. The transcript has 12 exons.
UCUGGGCUGGGGUUCAUCUCCUUUUUGAUUUUAUGUAGUCACCUCCAUGAGAACUGACUUCCAGGUGUUCAUCGGGGAAAGCAGAGUGGUCCCCGUGCUGGAAACAAGAAAGGAUGACAGUUUCUGAGACUGACUGUUGACGGCUUGGAGGUACUCACACCCCCCAUUCAAAAUGCCUUUUAAAGCAUUUGAUACCUUCAAAGAAAAAAUUUUGAAACCUGGAAAGGAAGGAGUGAAGAACGCUGUGGGAGAUUCGUUGGGGAUUUUACAAAGAAAAAUUGAUGGAACCAGUGAAGAAGAAGGUAACAUUGAACUGAAUGAAGAAGGAAGGCCUGUGCAGACAUCCAGGCAGAGACCCCCACUCUGUGACUGUCACUGCGGUGGUGUCCCCAAGCGUUACAUCAUUGCCAUCAUGAGUGGGCUGGGAUUCUGCAUUUCCUUUGGCAUUCGGUGCAAUCUUGGAGUAGCCAUCGUGGAAAUGGUCAACAACAGCACUGUAUAUGUUGAUGGAAAACCAGAAAUUCAGACAGCACAAUUCAACUGGGAUCCAGAGACGGUGGGCCUUAUUCAUGGAUCUUUUUUCUGGGGUUAUAUUGUGACACAAAUUCCAGGUGGUUUCAUUUCAAAUAAGUUUGCUGCCAGCAGGGUCUUUGGAGCUGCCAUCUUCUUAACAUCGACCUUGAACAUGUUCAUUCCUUCUGCAGCCAGAGUGCAUUACGGCUGUGUCAUGUGUGUCAGAAUUUUGCAAGGUCUCGUCGAGGGUGUGACCUACCCCGCCUGCCACGGGAUGUGGAGUAAGUGGGCGCCGCCUUUGGAGAGAAGCCGACUGGCCACAACCUCUUUUUGUGGUUCCUAUGCGGGAGCCGUGAUUGCCAUGCCGCUGGCUGGGGUGUUGGUACAGUACAUUGGAUGGGCCUCUGUCUUUUACAUUUACGGUAUGCUUGGGAUGCUUUGGUACAUGUUUUGGCUGUUGCAAGCCUAUGAGUGCCCAUCAGCUCACCCAACAAUAUCCCGUGAGGAGAAGACCUAUAUAGAGACAAGUAUAGGAGAAGGAGCCAACUUGGUUAGUCUCAGCAAAUUUAAUACACCAUGGAAAAGGUUUUUCACAUCGUUACCAGUUUAUGCAAUCAUUGUGGCAAAUUUUUGCAGAAGCUGGACCUUUUAUUUGCUGUUGAUAAGUCAGCCUGCUUAUUUUGAAGAGGUCUUUGGAUUUGCAAUAAGUAAGGUGGGUCUCUUGUCAGCAGUCCCACACAUGGUUAUGACUAUCGUUGUGCCUAUUGGAGGACAAUUGGCUGAUUAUUUAAGAAGCAGAAAAAUUUUGACCACAACCGCUGUCCGAAAAAUCAUGAACUGUGGAGGUUUUGGCAUGGAGGCAACCUUACUCCUGGUGGUUGGCUUUUCUCACACCAAAGGGGUGGCUAUCUCCUUUCUGGUGCUUGCUGUGGGAUUUAGUGGUUUUGCCAUUUCAGGUUUUAAUGUCAACCACUUGGACAUUGCCCCCCGCUAUGCCAGCAUUCUCAUGGGAAUCUCAAAUGGAGUGGGGACGCUCUCGGGGAUGGUCUGUCCCCUCAUUGUGGGCGCCAUGACCAAGCACAAGACCCGAGAGGAAUGGCAGAACGUGUUCCUCAUAGCUGCCCUGGUGCACUACAGUGGGGUGAUCUUCUACGGGGUCUUUGCUUCCGGGGAGAAGCAGGAGUGGGCUGACCCUGAGAACCUCUCUGAGGAGAAGUGUGGGAUCAUUGGCCGAGACGAAUUAGCUGAGGAGACAGAACUCAACCAUGAGUGUUUUGCAAGUCCCCAAAAGAAGAUGUCCUAUGGAGCCACCACCCAGAACUGUGAAGUCCAGAGGAAGGAAUGGAGAGGACAGAGAAGAGGGAGCCUGGAUGAGGAAGAGCUGACCUCCUACCAGAAUGAAGAGGGAACCUUCUCUGAUACGUCCUAGUGUCUGAGGGGCACUUCUGUCUUCUCCCUGCUUUAGCAUCAGAAAAUAUUCAUACCUAUUGCCUUCUCCAUAGCCUGGCUUGCCGGAGGGUCAACUACAGGGACACUGGAUGUGGAGGAGCAGGGAGAGGAGAUUUAAUUGGCAAUAGGGAAAAAAGAGGUAUCAUCUUAUUACCUUGAAAUGACAACUUGCUCGACGUUGACAGAAUGAGUAUGUGUAUUUAUGCAUAUAUUUAUGUGUGUGUAUAUAUAUAUAUACAAUUUUUUGAUUGGCAAUUGACUCUUCUUUCAAAGAACUAAACUUAUUCAGGAAGGAAUAACUAGAAGAACUAGAAGAGACAGUACCAUGUCUUUCAAGGAAAUGGAAGGAAAUGGGGAUAUUUGGCCUGGAAGAGAAAAAAUCAAGAGCUGCUACUAUAUUUUUGAGAGCAGCCAGGCAGGGGAGGUUUCCUAUUCCUAAUAAAGGCCACCACUUAGGAAGGCCCUGUAUUGUGCCAGGUGCUUUAGAAAAUUCUCAUUUACUCUUCAUACCCCUGUGACAUACAUUUCUUAUGCCCAUUUUGCAAUGAAGAAACAAAAGCAACAAGGGAUUGACUUGCCCAAGGUCAUCCUGCCAGGGACAGUGCUGAGACUGGUGGAGCCCAACAUAGGUGGCAGUUUUGGAGAAGAGGGUUUCACUUUAGGUGAGAGAAAGACAUUUUUAAUAAUGAAAACUGAAAAUGGGGAUGGGUUGUCACGUGGAUAAGUGGGUGUCCCUAAGUGACAGGCAUGGGAGGAUGGAGAACACUUAGGGUGAUGUGGCAGAGAACAUUCAAACAUUACACGAAGGACUGGAUUCAAAGGCCCUUAGGGUCCCAGGCAGUCCGAAGAGUCAGAUAAUUCCGUGAAUUUAUAGCUUUUUAAAUAAUAAGGGUCACAGACUAUGUGAAGGAUUCAAAUAGGUUAAAAAAAAAAGUUGAAGACAAAGCUGAGAAAGAUAGCAAAUUUCCAAGAAUCUGAUAGUCAGAACGGAUGAUAAUAAGUAAAUCAAAUGUCAACCCUUUAUAAUACCAAGAAUGUGGUUAAGUAA